UCGGUUCAGAAGAAUAGCUCUUUGGAUGAAUCGGCUGUUGCCACAGCAGACGGUUAUUGUUACAGCGGGGAAACGCCAGGAGAAGGUGUGAGCGCAGGAAAGCAGCAGCCAACCCCUGACUCUGGUAUGGAUAACUUGGAGGAGGACCUUACUUGCUCUGUCUGUUACUCCCUCUUCAAUGAUCCAAGAGUGCUGCCCUGCUCCCACACCUUCUGCAAAAGUUGUCUGGAGAACGUCGUGCAGGUUUCGGCCAACUUCUCAAUUUGGCGGCCACUUCGCCUUCCGCUCAAAUGCCCAAACUGCCGCAGUGUGGUGGAACUGCCUCCAAACGGCGUGGAUGCCCUUCCAAUCAACGUUUGCCUGCGCGCCAUCAUAGAGAAGUACCAGCGUGAUGGUCAGCCCCGUGUCCCAACCUGCCCUGAACAUCCACGCCAACCUCUGAAUGUUUACUGUGUUCAGGACUGUAAGCUCAUAUGUGGCUUCUGCCUUACUAUUGGCCAGCAUCAGGGCCACGCAAUCGACGACCUCCAGACGGCCUACUUCAAGGAACGCAAUACCCCGGCCAAACUUGUUGAGUGUCUGACGGACAGGCGCUGGGAAGAGGUGUGCGGCCUGGUUGAACGGAUAGAGCAAGAAAAAGCCAGAUAUGAAGGCCUGGUCCGUCAAGACCGUGAGGCGGUAGUACAGUUCUUUCAAGGCCUGGAACGUCUUCUCGAUCACAAGAACGAGUUGUUCAUGAAAGCUCUGGAUGCGGUAAACAUGCGGCUGGCCUGUACUUAUGACCCUCUCAUUGAGAAGCUGAAGGACAUGAAGGAGGAGCAGCUAGACCUGAUCUCUAUGUGCUCAUGCGUUGGAGAAGAAGAGUCCCCACUUGCAUUUCUGGAGAAGGUGCACAACUUGAGGGAGAGAGUAGAUGCCUUGACACAGAUGGCACUUCCUGAGGUUCCUGAACUCUACAUUUCACCCCGUGCAGAUGAUUUCCUUGGGGAACACUGGGACAACGUGACCAUCGGAAGGCUGGAAGAUGGCCCAGUGCCUAAAAUCUCCUGCCACGUGAAGGGGUGCUGCACGAAAGGGGCACCACGGUCUAAACUCGGCCGAACAAGGUUUAGGUUUCAGUCGCUGACUUCUUUUGUCUUUCUAGUGGUGCUAUUAUUGCUGCUACUUCUUUUAUGGUUGAACCCUGUGGGUGGGGCAUCCCUUGGCUUCUCAAUUCUAACGCAGAUCAGUCAGGCAGUCAAAAGCCUAACAGCUGAACUGACAUUUCCACUGCAAGGAUCAGGAACAUUCCUCUACUGCAUGCUUCAUGACCUAAGCCUUAAACUGAGCUCCUAUAUUUCUGCUCUGGGAGAAAGCACCUACCAACAUGUAGCCUUCUUUUUUAAAACAAUUCAAUUAUGCUGAGACACAAAAAAUACAUUAAGAAAACUCUAGAAAUAGGGUGCUUUACAAGAUUUUAAGAGUGCUGUACAGUACUGAUCACGUGCAACAAAAAUUCUUUAGCACACAUUCAGUUAAGCCUGACAGCUGAACAGAGGCUGGCUAGUUUAUUCUCAGGAGGAUAAGCCACAACAUAGUACCACCCAUUCCUAUAAAGAUAAAGCAAAAAAAGACACAAAGCAACAGACUAACUCAAAUGAUCUUAACAAUUCAGCUUUAACAGAAUGAAGUCAGUCAUGUAAGAGCUGACAUGAUCUUUGACAUUAACUUACCAAUGUUUUAUAGCACCUUAUUAAAUUUGUUUUACUCUACUUUUUCAUUUCUAACUUUUGCUACUGACCUUUAAUAUUGUAUAUCUGGCUUGAAUGCAGUUGAAUGAACAACCAUUUGUAAA
Astyanax mexicanus (Mexican tetra) is the source of this 1834-nucleotide messenger RNA. It is a transcript of the gene trim59, whose product is annotated as tripartite motif containing 59. The transcript has 2 exons. NCBI's taxonomy places the organism in Eukaryota, Metazoa, Chordata, Actinopteri, Characiformes, Acestrorhamphidae. Gene Ontology annotation, biological process: cilium assembly. The record is from RefSeq and is a predicted model, not a curated record. Gene Ontology annotation, molecular function: zinc ion binding. Bases 127 to 1404 code for a protein of 425 amino acids. Gene Ontology annotation, cellular component: intraciliary transport particle B; cilium; centrosome.